CCAAAUAUUUUAUUUGGGAGGACUGCAAUCUUCUUAUUUUUUGAAAAGACAACCCAUACAAUCUUUUCCCUCCUCUCUCCAAAUUUCUUUUUCUUUUGCCGACGAAAUAAGACGCCAUUAACCUCCAAAGUCCAAACGCUCUCUCACUCUCUCCCCACGACGGUGGGAAUCUCAAUGCAAGACUUCUUCGGGUCAGUUCGCCGAUCGCUGGUCUUCCGUACAACCCCGGAGAACCCAGAAAACGACUAUAGCCCACCCUUGCCAUUGCCAACUCCGACGGCCUUAGUGGAGAAGAUCAAUUACUGCAUUCGGAAGUCGCGGGUCUUCACCAAGCGCACUUCACCUUCGCCUCCCAUGGUACCUCCGAUCCGAUGGCGCAAAGGCGAGUUGAUCGGGUGCGGUGCGUUUGGGAGGGUUUACAUGGGCAUGGAUCUUGAUUCUGGAGAGCUUUUGGCAGUCAAGCAGGUCCUGAUUGCAGCUAAAGGUGCUUCGAAGGAGAAAGCACAGGCUAAUGUUAAGGAGCUCGAGGAAGAAGUGAAGCUACUUCAGAAGCUCUCACAUCCAAAAAUUGUUAGAUAUUUGGGUACAGUCAGAGAGGAUGAAACAUUGAAUAUUCUGCUUGAAUUUGUACCUGGGGGAUCAAUAUCUUCACUUUUGGGAAAUUUUGGACCAUUCCCCGAAUCUGUUAUAAGAACAUACACAAAGCAAUUAUUGGUGGGACUUGAGUAUUUACACAACAAUGGAAUCAUUCAUCGGGACAUUAAGGGAGCAAACAUUCUGGUAGAUAAUCAAGGAUGCAUAAAACUUGCAGAUUUUGGUGCAUCCAAACAGGUUGCUGAGCUGGCUACUAUUUCAGGUGCCAAGUCCAUAAAGGGUACUCCAUAUUGGAUGGCUCCUGAAGUCAUCUUGCAGACUGGGCAUACCUUUUCUGCUGACAUGUGGAGUGUUGGAUGUACAGUAAUUGAGAUGGCUACUGGAAAGCCCCCUUGGAGCCAACAAUACCAAGAGGUUGCUGCUUUGUUCUAUAUAGGAACAACAAAGUCUCAUCCACCCAUUCCUGAGCAUCUUUCUGUUGAGGCAAAAGAUUUCCUCCUAAAAUGUUUGCAAAAGGAGCCAAAUUUGAGGCCAGUAGCAGCUGAACUGCUUAAGCAUCCCUUUGUUUCUGGGGAACAUGAAGAGUCCACUCUUGUUGUUCAUGAUCAAGUUGUGGAAGAUUCUGAAAUUCCAUCACCAUCACAUGCACAAAAUCAGAGAGACCUUCAAGAAGCAUCUAUCUGUAAUCUGGGUAGCUUGAACCAUUCAACUUUGUAUGCUGAGAAAAUUUUAGAAAGCAAGGGCAUAUGGAGAACAAACAACGGUGAUGAUGAUAUGUGUCUGAUUGAUAAUGAAGAUUUUGCAGCAAUUGAGGAAAAAGUUGGCUCUCCUAAUAUGUUUGAUAAUAUUAGUAAGAGUUCUCUCCCUGCAUGUGGGCUUUCUAAUGAUUGGAGGAAAAUUGAUGGAAGUCCUAUACAGAACCAAGAAGAAAUGUCACAUAAGACUGCUAGUUGUCCCAGCGUCUGUGAUGAGGGGAAGAAUGAGUUUUCAUUUCCUUGUGGACAAUCUUCUCUCUGUGAAGAUGAUGAUGUACUUACUGAAUCAAAAAUUAAAGCACUUCUAGAUGAGAAGGCUUUAGAACUAAAGAAAUUGCAAACACCUCUAUAUGAAGAAUUCUACAACAGUCUGAAUGUAGCCUGCUCCCCACGUUUUGCUGAGAAUACACAUGAAGAGACUCAUCCAAAUUACUUAAAAUUACCUCCCAAAAGCAAGUCACCAAGUCAUGGUGCCAUUGGAAGCCCAUUGGCAAUGGUUGAUGCUGUCAGUACCGGAAGUCCAGGAAGUAGCAGCAGGUGUGUUUCUAUUGUUGACAAUGCUACUGAUCAGACGUUGCAGGAAAAUUCAUCCCACCAGCAAAGUGAUUGGAAAGCACUUCCAGUUGAUGCCCAGCAGGAAUCAAUUAGCCCAAGCUUGAGCUUUUCUGAGAGACAAAGGAAGUGGAAAGAAGAGCUUGAUCAAGAGCUUGAGAGAAAACGAGAGAUGAUGCGCCAGACAGGUGCGGGUGGAAAAACAUCAUCCCCAAAAGAUCAAGCCUUGAAACGGCAGAGAGAGAGAACAAGGUUUGCAUCUCCACGCAAAUGAGUGAAUGCCAGAGGGCUUAUAUACAGCUUCUUAAAAGGACUUAUACUUUCCCAAUUAGAGUUUAUGACACCAGUUAAACUGGCUUUUGAUGAAAGCAGCAGCGGAAUGACAUCCCAUACUUCCAUGCAAUUUCUCAUUGUUCUGCGAAGAAAAGUUCCGUUGUAUCUUCUAUAGGCUAAGUAUUCUGAAGAGCGAGGGUGCUUGAAGAGAUGGACAACUUUUCUGUCUUUUUUUAUUUUUCCCUUAUUCUUUUUCCCCUUUUGGGUGAUUCCAGGGGUGUUGGAGGAGUUUCUCCAGUUUGCCUUUGUAUAAUAAUAAACAUAAUGAGAUUGA
This is a messenger RNA of Rubroshorea leprosula, 2508 nucleotides long. The record is from the annotation of a GenBank genome assembly. Lineage: Eukaryota; Viridiplantae; Streptophyta; Magnoliopsida; Malvales; Dipterocarpaceae.